GGGCUCGGUGUCCGUGGGUGCUGGCAGACACAGGAGGCAGUGCUGGCAGCCCUUCCCUUCCCUUCCUCCCCCGGCCCUGAAUGACCGGACAUGUGCCGAGAUGGAGAUUAGGGCACACGUGCAUCCGGGUGGUCGCCUGCACCCCCUCCCGGGGAGAACGGGGGGCACCCUGGGGACCCAGCUGAGCCCCCUCGAUCUGCUCAGCUGCCGAGCACCUGCUCGGCCGUACAGAGCCUUCAAAACCGCGUCCCCUCCUCCCGGUCCCCAUGCAGCCACAGCUGUCCGAAGCGGCCCCGGUCCCUCCGCGGGGCACAGAAGGAGCCAUUGUCACCGCCGUGCCAGCCCCCGCCCCGGCGCCAGCUGCCGCGGGGACCAGUGGGCAGUGGCACAGCGGGGCGGUGGCACCAUGGUGGCCACGGUCGUGGUGGCCCUGGUCCUCCUCUGCUUGCCCGCAGGGAUGGAGGCCAGCCCGGAGCUCGGCGGGUACCUGCGCAAGGUGCUGAGGAACCACACCACCCACACGUGUGACGGGGAGCAGCUCCUCAUCCUCUGCCCUCGCAAGACCACCAUCAGCAUCCUGGGCGCCUUCUACGGGCGCCGCGUGCCCAGCCCCAACCUCUGCCCCAGCCCAGGCGAUGCGUCCCAGGAGAGCACCGAGUGCACGUCCCCCACGGCCCACCUGAAGCUGCUGGCCGAGUGUCAGGACCAGCAGUGGUGCCAGUUCUCGGUGCACAGCCAAGUCUUUGGGCCAGACCCGUGCCCCGGGACACACAAGUACCUCAUCGCGUCCUACAAGUGCCGGCCAGACAACCAUCGGGUCAAGACGGUGUGCGAGAACAACGUGCUGAGGCUGCAGUGCCGGCCAAAAUCCGUCCUGGCCAUUUACUCCGCGCAUUAUGGACGAUUCCUGCGGGGCAAGCCUGAGUGCGACGCCCCAAACACCGGGGGACCCCAUAUCGAGUGCCUGGCUCCGGACGCCCUGCGGAGGGUCUCCAAGAAGUGUCACCGCAAGGGAAACUGCACCGUGGCCGCUGACUGGGCCACCUUCGGGGACCCGUGCCUGCCUGGCACGAAGAAGCAACUGCGGGUCUCCUACACCUGCGUGCCCAAGCAGCUGCUGGAGGAGGCAGGCCCCGACACCUCGGAUCCCUUUGUGCUCUCGGACUACAUGCACGGUGGCUGGUACAAAGGGCCCAGGUUCUCCAGGCUCCGGGAAGACAGGAUGAUUUUUACUAGCUCCCUGACAGCUUUUGCCCAGCUCUGGGACGUCCCUGAAAAAGUCGGCCUCUACUUCCUUUGCGGGGUCUCGGCAGGCCUCGCGCUGCUGCUGUGCAUCAUCAGCCCCAAAGCAGCCUUCCUCCGGGAGGCCAGGGAGGCUCUGCAGGGCCCGGGCAGCAGCUCGGAGCCGAGCCGCGCCAAGCUGCGGGACGAGCAGGACGAGGACCUUCCCGACGACAGCUCCUCCGACUCCUCCUUCCGCCGCCUCACCCGCACCUACCGCGCCACCGACAGCAUCUUCAGCCCCGAGCUGACGGCAGCCAUGGAGGGGGCGGCCGAGCAGCAGGGCCGCGGCGGGGAGGAGAUCUGGAUGCCCAAGGAGUCCAGCCCGUACGCCAUCCAGAAGAUCAAAUCGGCCACCAAGUGAGGCGGGACGAGGGGCCACCACCGUUUGCUCCUCACCUUACUCUUGUGCCUCCCUUCGUGCUUCACGUGCCCGCAAGCGAGCUGUGCUUUCCAGGGAAUGGGCUUGCUCCUCCUAGUGAAUAAAAGCAAAAGCUCCUGGUUCAGGAAAGGAAGCUGCCGAGCCCCCAGCUCCUGCCAGCCCCAUCCCCAAGGGACUGCAGCCCGCAGGCCGGUUCCCACAUCCCCAAAAGGGACUGCAGGGGACAGAGGCGUGGUGGUGCCUCCAGCCACCUGCGUUGUGUCACCACCAGCUCUCACCCCCCCCUUUACCCACAGUGUCCCUCCCCUGCAAUUAACGGUGAAAAGAGAGGAGAAAUUAAACGCUGAACCUCA
Messenger RNA from Oxyura jamaicensis (ruddy duck), 2016 nucleotides. Its product is annotated as protein eva-1 homolog C-like. Lineage: Eukaryota; Metazoa; Chordata; Aves; Anseriformes; Anatidae. The coding region runs from base 101 to 1645 and encodes 514 amino acids. Gene Ontology annotation, molecular function: carbohydrate binding. The transcript has 8 exons. The record is from RefSeq and is a predicted model, not a curated record.